Molecule: messenger RNA, 889 nt
Organism: Nematostella vectensis (starlet sea anemone)
Lineage: Eukaryota; Metazoa; Cnidaria; Anthozoa; Actiniaria; Edwardsiidae
Product: tRNA-specific adenosine deaminase 2
Exons: 2
Coding region: 76-633 (185 amino acids)
Biological process (GO): tRNA wobble adenosine to inosine editing
Cellular component (GO): nucleus; cytoplasm
Molecular function (GO): tRNA-specific adenosine-34 deaminase activity; zinc ion binding
Source: RefSeq, a predicted model, not a curated record
UUUUUUUUUUAAAGCGAGCAAGCGAUCCGUCAGCGGCAUGUGGCCGCGAAAAGCUGGCACUAGAAACUUUUCAAGAUGGCGGACGACGUGAGGUGGAUGGAGGUUGCUAUAAAAAUGGCAGAAGAGGCUCUUGGAGUAGGUGAAGUCCCUGUUGGCUGCAUAAUGGUCUACAACAACAACAUCAUAGGAAAGGGAAGAAACGAGGUGAAUGAGACCAAGAAUGCUACUCGCCAUGCUGAACUGGUUGCUAUAGAUGAAGUCAGAGACUGGUGCAUACAGAAUCACAAGGACACUGACCACGUCUUUGGGAAUAUCACAUUGUAUGUUACUGUUGAACCCUGUAUCAUGUGUACAGCAGCCUUACGCUAUGUGAAUAUCCCUAAAGUUGUUUACGGCUGUAAGAAUGAAAGAUUUGGUGGGUGUGGGUCGAUACUGGCUGUUCACACAGAGUAUGGCGCAGGUGAUUCUGACAAGGCUGGAGCAAAUCCUGAACUACCUCCAUUUAAGUGUAUAUCUGGAAUAUUUGCUGAUAAAGCAGUAGAGCUCCUGAAGGAAUUUUACAAAGGGGAAAAUCCUAAUGCACCAAACCCUAAAAUCAAAAUAAACAAGGGUAAAAGAGGCUGUGAGACCUGAAGAUUAUAUUAUACAGAAAACUCGAAUUAGUUUAUCUAUUUUUAUGUAGGGCUUAUUGGAGAGGGGCUUCAUAGAGAGGAUGGGGCUCAUAAUAAAAUUUUUUAAAUAUUGGUAAUUUGGUUCAUUCAGAUUUCUUUAUUUGUGAAGCUUUGGAUACUGAACUAUUUUCAGACCCAAAAGUAAAAAUCUCAGAGUUGCAAUUAGACAAAACUUGAAAGCAGAAGAAUAUCUGAAUUAAUAAAAGACUCUCAAUCUA